UUCUGUAAUCAAACGUAAACAACAAGAUAAAAGAAGCAAAUAAUAAGAAAUUUCCAAAAAGGGAGAUUGACGAAGACAUUUGACCUCCCAGCUCAACGAACAACAUCGCUUUCGCAGUUUGCAUUGAAUUGAAGCAUAAGCAACCCUUCAAUUCCGACAACAACCGAUUUGCAGAGAAUCACUGUUAUGUUUUCCCGGGAAAGCAAAUUACACUAAUCCUCGGUAUCAAUCUUUUGGCUGUGUGUGACUUGAUUCAGAGUUUGGUUUCUGGGUUUUGGAGGUUUUAGGGCUUGAAUCUGAUGUUGGUUCAGGACCGUGUGGCUCCUAAGCCGCCGAAAUCUCGAAUCAGAGAACUUUCUAUUCAGCAACAUAGCCACCGAUUCGCUGAACCCAAAAACCUAGAUUUCUCGUCAUGGUUUUCCGACAAUGUCUAUAGAAUUGCUGUCUUCUUCCUCGUCCUCGUCACCGUCGCAGCUUUCUUCUUCCUCUACAACACCACCGACACUGCUUCCCUCCUUUGCUUCCAGUCCCAAUCAACUCAAUCGAUUCAGUCUCUCACUCGUCCUCAAAUCAACUGGAAUUCGAUCCAGAUCGUCUCCGACAAAACCUCCCCGUACGCUAAUUUCCGUACUGAGAAAUGGAUCGUGGUGUCGGUGACGAAGUACCCAACGGAGGAGCUCAAGGGUUUGGUCAAGAUUAAAGGAUGGCAAGUUCUAGCGAUCGGAAACUCUUUAACCCCUAAAGAUUGGGAUCUCAAAGGUGCGAUUUUUUUAUCUCUCGAUGCUCAAGCCGACCUGAAUUACCGGAUUCUGGAUCAUUUGCCUUACGAUUCCUUCGUGCGCAAAAGCGUUGGUUACUUGUUCGCGAUCCAGCACGGUGCAAAGAAGAUCUACGAUGCGGAUGAUCGUGGCCAAGUGAUCGAUGGAGAUCUUGGGAAACAUUUCGAUGUCGAGUUGGUAGGUGAAGACGCAAGGCAAGAACCAAUCUUGCAGUAUAGUCACGAGAACCCGAAUCGAACUGUGGUGAAUCCUUAUAUCCAUUUCGGGCAACGGUCUGUUUGGCCUAGAGGUUUGCCAUUAGAGAACGUAGGCGAGAUCAACCACGAAGAGUAUUACACUGAGGUUUUUGGUGGUAAGCAGUUUAUACAGCAAGGGAUUUCAAACGGCUUACCGGAUGUUGAUUCUGUGUAUUAUUUCACCAGGAAGACGACUUUUGAACCGUUUGAUAUCAGAUUCGAUGAGCAUUCUCCUAAAGUGGCGUUGCCUCAAGGCAUGAUGGUGCCUGUGAACUCGUUUAACACGUUGUACCAUUCCUCGGCGUUUUGGGGUUUAAUGCUUCCUGUCUCGGUUAGUUCCAUGGCUUCGGAUGUGCUUAGAGGUUACUGGGGACAGAGGCUUCUGUGGGAGCUUGGUGGUUACGUUGUUGUUUAUCCACCUACCGUUCACCGGUACGAUCGAGUCGAAGCUUACCCUUUCUCGGAUGAGAAAGAUCUCCAUGUCAAUGUCGGUCGUUUGAUCAAGUUCUUGCUUGCUUGGAGAUCAGAUAAGCAUAGAUUCUUCGAGACGAUUCUUGAUUUGAGCUUUGUUAUGGCUGAGCAAGGGUUUUGGACAGAGCUGGAUGUGAAAUUCACAGCUGCUUGGCUCCAGGAUUUGCUUACUGUCGGAUACCAACAGCCUCGGUUAAUGUCACUUGAACUGGAUCGCCCGCGAGCAACCAUAGGACACGGAGAUAGAAAAGAGUUUGUUCCUAGGAAAUUGCCUUCGGUUCACCUCGGGGUCGAGGAGAUAGGCACAGCGAGCUCUGAAAUUGGGAAUUUAAUCAGGUGGAGGAAGAAUUUCGGAAACGUCGUGCUUGUUAUGUUCUGUAACGGACCUGUCGAAAGGACAGCUCUUGAAUGGAGGUUGCUUUAUGGGCGGAUAUUCAAAACCGUUGUCAUUUUGUCCACUCGGAGAAACUCAGAUCUUUACGUUGAAGAAGCUAAACUCGAUCACAUUUACAAGCGUCUACCGAAGAUAUUUGAUCGGUACAGCAGCGCAGACGGGUUUUUGUUUGUUGAAGAUGAUACAAUCCUCAAUUACUGGAAUUUGCUUCAAGCCGACAAAACUAAGCUCUGGACUACAAACAAGGUUACUGAGUCAUGGACAACAGUGAGACCAGCUGGGAAUUCGGAUUGGUAUUCGGUUCAGGCGGAAUUGGUUAAGAAAAUUGUCGGUACAAUGCCGGUUAAUUUCCAAGUCAAUUACAAGGAAGCCACAAAGAACAGCCAUGAAACAGUCUUAACGGUUUGCAGCUCGGAAGUAUUCUAUGUCCCUAGACGCUUCGUUGCUGACUUUACCGAUCUUGUUAAUCUCGUGGGGGAUAUGGAUUUGCAUUACAAAGUGGCUUUGCCUAUGUUCUUCCUGUCGAUGGAUUCGCCUCAGAAUUUUGACCCGGUUCUUGGUUCGAUGGUAUAUAAGAAGAUGGAACCAGCUUCGUUAAACACUUCUUUGAGUUUUUAUUCUGCGGAAACACCAGCGGUUCAUCCUUGGAGCAUCUCGAAUGAACAAGAUUUCAUCAAAUUGGUACAAAAGAUGGCCAAAGGCGAUCCACUUUUGAUGGAAUUGGUAUGAUUCAAAACAUGUAGACUAUGUAAUAGCUUCAGCAAUGAAUGAUUGUUAGAAACAGGAAAUUAAAUCAUUUGUUUGUGUUAUACGAAAAUGGGUUAAUCGAUUCUUUUUUGGCUCUCUUGAUGUAACUUUUUUCCAUGAAUUCCUAGAAUGUUCCUUCUUGAUGCUACUAGU
This is a messenger RNA of Eutrema salsugineum, 2780 nucleotides long. Its product is annotated as probable glycosyltransferase STELLO2. The transcript has 3 exons. Bases 300 to 2609 code for a protein of 769 amino acids. The record is from RefSeq and is a predicted model, not a curated record. NCBI's taxonomy places the organism in Eukaryota, Viridiplantae, Streptophyta, Magnoliopsida, Brassicales, Brassicaceae.